UAUUAUCGUCUCUUAACUAUCAAAUAAGUACAUUAUUAGCAUACAUUUAAUGGCUUCUUUCACUAAUUUCUUCUGUGCAAUGUUUAUGGCUCUUUCGUUAGCAGUUAUUGCUUCUGCUGGUGUUAAUCAAGAUUAUGUCCCCAAUCCAAAUCUUGACAAAUCAGAGCUGGAAAAAGAGGAUUUAUUGCAUACGUUAAUUGGUGUUCAAGGCCUUAUUUACUGCAAAUUAGGCCCUAAAAUCCUUCCUGUUGAAGGAGCUGUGGCAAGAGUAACAUGCGAUGCAGUUGACGAGUAUGGAUAUGAAACGGAAGCAGUUACGAUAUUGAGCGGAGCAACUGAUGCGAAGGGCUAUUACUUAGCAACAUUGUCGCCUUUCGAGGUUCAAAAUAACAUCAAAAUUAAAGAUUGCAGAGCUUUUCUUGAAACUUCUCCGUUCAUGAAGACUUGUAAUGUGGCAUCGGAUGUGAAUAAGGGAAUUACGGGUGCAGUUCUCAAAUCUGUCGAGUUCCUCAGUGAGAAGAAGAUGAAAUUGUUCAGUGUUGGACCAUUCUUCUACACCACUGGCCCCAAAUCAUCAGUGUCUGAUGGUUAUUAAUUGAAGAAGAGUUAGUAUGAUUGUUCGUGGCUGGUAUCUUUAUGGUGGCUUCAGCUGGACAGAGUAAUUUGUAUUUUUGUUUGGUUAAACUUUUUUAUUUUAUUUGAAAUGAAUUUAUAUUUUCAUUCUUUAAUUAUUUUCAGCCUCUUGAUUUUUUACAAUUAAUAAAAAUUUCAUUCUGGCUCAAGCUUUGGAAUUU
This is a messenger RNA of Mercurialis annua (annual mercury), 794 nucleotides long. RefSeq names its product protein SEED AND ROOT HAIR PROTECTIVE PROTEIN-like. Bases 50 to 595 code for a protein of 181 amino acids. NCBI's taxonomy places the organism in Eukaryota, Viridiplantae, Streptophyta, Magnoliopsida, Malpighiales, Euphorbiaceae. The record is from RefSeq and is a predicted model, not a curated record. The transcript has 2 exons.